Molecule: messenger RNA, 598 nt
Organism: Sardina pilchardus (European sardine)
Lineage: Eukaryota; Metazoa; Chordata; Actinopteri; Clupeiformes; Clupeidae
Product: ras-related and estrogen-regulated growth inhibitor-like protein
Exons: 3
Coding region: 1-441 (146 amino acids)
Molecular function (GO): GTP binding; GTPase activity
Source: RefSeq, a predicted model, not a curated record
AUGGCAAGUGCAGGGAGCCGUUGUAUCACAGAGGAACCUGUAGACUGGGCUGAUGGGUUUGUGGUGGUGUACAACAUCAGUGACCGGUCCUCCUUCCUCCAUGCCAUAGACAUCCUGCGGCAAAUCAACGAGGCAAGGGUGGAACCAUGCAAAGGGGAGACAGAGGUGCCAGUCUGCUUGGUUGGGAACAAGCAGGACUUGUGUCAUGCCCGUCAGGUGUAUGAGGAGGAGGGCCGCUCCCUGGCACUGGACAACAACUGUCACUUCCAGGAGGUGUCUGCCUCAGAGGGAUACCAGGAGAUUGAGAACCUUUUUACCUGGCUUAUCCGCCAAGUGAUGGAGCAUCUCAAGUAUCGAUCAGACCGCCGACGUUACAGUGGGUCAAAGACCAUGUCCAAACUAAUCAACAAUGUCUUUGGCAAGAGGAGAAAGUCUGUAUAGCCUAAAUAUGGACCACCAGAAACAAAUAAUCUGUGAUAUUAUUUUGUUGUAUUCCACACAAAUUUAAUUUCUGUGAUAUUAUUUUUGUUGUAUUCCACACAAAUUUAAUUUCUGUGAAUUUAUUUCAUACUUAGGCUAGAAUACCUUAUAAAACCUC